CCGCCCCAUGAUGCCGUGCGGCCCGCGCACAAGAUGGCGGCGGAGCGGCAGGGCGGCCGCGGCGGGGCGGGAGGAGGCGCUGAGGAGAACAAGGAGAACGAGAGGCCGCCGGGGGGCCGGGCCGGCAGCCUCGGGGACAGCUUGGGGCUGGAGAUCCUUCAGAUUGUGAAGGAAUCGCAGCAGCAGCAUGGUUUGCGUCAUGGAGACUUCCAGAGGUACAGGGGUUAUUGCUCCCGUAGGCUACGGCGGCUCCGAAAAACUCUCAACUUCAAGAUGGGAAACAGGCACAAGUUCACUGGGAAGAAGGUGACCGAAGAGAUUCUCUCAGACAACAGGUAUUUGCUGCUGAUACUGAUGGAUGCGGAGAGAGCCUGGAGUUACGCCAUGCAGCUCAAGCAGGAGGCGAACACGGAGCCUCGCAAACGGUUUCACUUGCUGUCCCGCCUGCGCAAGGCCGUGAAGCACGCCGAGGAGCUGGAGAGACUGUGUGAAAGUAACCGAGUAGAUGCCAAAACAAAGCUGGAGGCCCAGGCCUACAUGGCUUACCUCACGGGAAUGCUUCGUUUUGAACACCAGGAGUGGAAGGCGGCAAUGGAAGCUUUCAACAAAUGCAAGACCAUAUACGAGAAACUGGCCAACGCUUUCACAGAAGAGCAAGCUGUGCUGUAUAAUCAGCGCGUGGAAGAGAUUUCUCCCAACAUUCGUUACUGUGCCUAUAAUAUUGGUGACCAGUCUGCUAUGAAUGAGUUGAUGCAGAUGAGACUGAGGUCUGGUGGCACUGAAGGUCUUCUUGCAGAAAAACUGGAGGCACUGAUUACCCAAACUCGAGCAAAGCAGGCAGCCACGAUGAGUGAGGUGGAGUGGAGAGGAAGAACUGUGCCAGUGAAGAUUGAUAAAGUGAGGAUCUUCUUGCUGGGGCUGGCCGACAACGAGGCUGCUAUUGUUCAGGCAGAAAAUGAGGAGACAAAGGAACGUUUGUUUGAAUCUCUACUCAGUGAGUGCAGAGAUGCCAUUCAAGCUGUUCGGGAAGAUCUGAAACCAGACCAGAAGCAGCGGGAACACUCUCUGGAAGGUGAUUCCGGGAAGGUGUCCAACAUCCAGUACUUACACAGUUAUUUGACUUACAUCAAGUUGUCGACAGCCAUCAAGCGCAACGAGAGCAUGGCGAAGUCUCUGCAGAAGGCACUGCUGCAGCAGCAGCGAUCAGAAGAGGAUGGCAAGCGCACCGCGCGGCCUCAGGACCUGAUCCGUCUGUAUGAUAUCAUUUUGCAGAACCUUGUGGAGCUGACGCAGCUUCCUGGCCUAGAAGAGGACAAGAACUUCCAAAAAGAGAUUGGAUUGAAGACGCUUGUGUACAAAGCUUACAGGUGUUUCUUCAUUGCACAGUCCUAUGUCCUGGUAAAGAAGUGGAGUGAAGCUCUUGUUUUGUAUGAAAGAGUGCUGAAAUAUGCUGGUGAAGUUCAGUCGGGAGCUGGAGCUUUUACAAACAGCUUGAAGGAGUUGCCUGAUGUUCAGGAUCUGAUCACUCAAGUCAAUGCAGAGAAGUACUCCUUGCAAGCAGCAGCUAUAUUAGAUGCAAAUGAUAAUCAUGAGACUGAGUCUCCAUCUCAGGUCAAGGAUGGCAAGCCCCUCUCGGAACGGUUUGAGACUUUCUGUCUGGAUCCUUCUCUUGUCAGCAAGCAAGUCAGCCUCGUGCACUUCCCUCCGGGCUUCCAGCCCAUUCCAUGCAAACCCUUGUUCUUUGACCUGGCCCUUAACCAUGUCGCUUUCCCACCUCUGGAAGACAAGGUGGAGCAAAAGGCCAAGAGUGGCCUCACAGGAUAUAUCAAGGGCAUCUUUGGAUUCAAAAGUUAACCAGGACCCCUCUGAGGAACAGAGGUUUUAUCCUGUAUUGAAGGAAAAGCUCCAAGAGGUUCUAGGACAUAAAUAUCUGCAACGAAACCGACAGAGGGAGGUUUUACCAUCUUCUUCCCUAUUUUCUGUGUGUAUGUCUGUGCACUUACAUUCUCGCCCGGUGUAUUAAAGACAAGCAAUUUCUUCAGAAACAUGUACUCUAUAAAUAGCUGAACAUAAUUUGGAGCACAGAGAAAUUCCAUUCCGCUUGGAGAAGCUGGAGCGUGCUUUGUGACCAGUGGCCUCUUCGGGGCUGGUACACAUUUACUUACCACGGACCAGGGCAUAGACAUAACUUGAUUCCUUCCCUGCCCCAGUAUUUGAUGCUAAUUUGGUAUUUUGUUUCAGAAAUUUGGGUAUGAUGGGGAAACAGGCAAAAUUAGAUGCAGAACUGAAACAGCGAGGUGAGGGUGCCCACGCAAAGGGUAUGAAACAAUAGCCAGGGGGCUGCUCCUUGCCUUUCAGCUCCCAGUCCCUGCUGAGAAGCAUAGGUAGUCACGUAAAGAGAAGUCUCUUUAUUUUUUAAAGAAACUGACAUUCAGAAAUGACAAAACGGAGCCUCUUUCCUUAUCAAUAAGGAUGGCAAAUCCCUUACCGAAUGUUGAUGGUUACCCCAGGCGUGUUGGAGUAUAACCUGAGUUUGUACUCUGGGCUGAUGGGAUCCUUCAUCGAUACGUGUUUUGGUAAAUACGUAGCGCAGCAUAGAACAUAAUCCUACAAGGCUUUUCCUGGGAAACUAGCUUCGUGGGUGGCUUCUUGAUCUUCUGGGAAGUUGGGGCUGUCACUGUUGAUUUUGUCUCUGAUCUAAACCUUGUC
Anas platyrhynchos (mallard) is the source of this 2709-nucleotide messenger RNA. It is a transcript of the gene SRP68, whose product is annotated as signal recognition particle 68. Gene Ontology annotation, biological process: SRP-dependent cotranslational protein targeting to membrane. Lineage: Eukaryota; Metazoa; Chordata; Aves; Anseriformes; Anatidae. Gene Ontology annotation, cellular component: signal recognition particle, endoplasmic reticulum targeting. Gene Ontology annotation, molecular function: endoplasmic reticulum signal sequence receptor activity; signal recognition particle binding; 7S RNA binding. The record is from RefSeq and is a predicted model, not a curated record.